AUGGUGAACGGAGUUUGCCACCUGGAGGGAGGUGGUGGUGCCUGGCAUAUGAAAAACAUCCUUUCCGACAAGACGUCGCCACCGUCUGCAGCACCAGGUGCUGCCGCUUCGGGCUUUCUCACCGACAUGAAGCAGCAGUCACCGGCGAAUCAACAGCAGCUGGACUUGAAUCCCCAUCCUGCGAUGAACGGUGCCGAAGGUUACUCCUUCCACCACCAUCAACUUCACCACCAGACUGGUCCAGGUGCCAACGCAGGCCAUCCUCCCCCACCGCCGCCUCCUCCCCCUCUUCCUCCGCCCCCUCCUCUACUGGAACCUGCUCAGCAAUUGCCCACGAUGUCACAGCCUGUGCUUCCACCUAGUCUUCGUGAAUCCGAACGAAUGCAGUCGGUGGAGCGGUGGAUCAACAGCAUCCCGCUGGACGCCCCGGUCUAUGCACAGACGUCGCUCACGCAGCUCGUGCCCAUCUCCGACCCCAAGUCCUUCCCCGACGAACUCUCCGUCUCCGACCACACGCCAACCCGUGGCGACGCCAAUGUCCCCAGCACUAGUGGCGGUACUGGUGGUGAUGGUGGUGAGAACUCCCGAGGUACGCAUAUUCCCCAUCAUUCCCUAAAGUGUCGAUUUGUAGGUGGAGUGAGUUACGAGUACCACUCGCAGCAGCAGCAGUCGCAGGCAGGCUACGCCAGCUGUGGUGGUGGUGGUGGCGGUGCGGGUGUGGCAAGCCGAGGCAACACGACGACGGCCUCGAGUGGAAACCACCUACCGCCACCUCCUCCCCCUGGCGGCGGCGGUGGUGGCAGCAACUACCAAUCGCCUGCCCGCACUGGGCCCUACCAUGGCGCUACACCUCUUCCCUCCCCUCCGCCUGCGCAUAAUCAGCGAAUCAGAGACAGAUCUUUCAUGCGAGGCCCUCCCAAUCGCUUCUUCGAUGACUAUGAGACACAAUUUGUUGUCAAGGUGCGUAAAUCUAUCAAUGCGUUUGCCUAA
Messenger RNA from Mesocestoides corti, 990 nucleotides. The record is from the annotation of a GenBank genome assembly. Lineage: Eukaryota; Metazoa; Platyhelminthes; Cestoda; Cyclophyllidea; Mesocestoididae.